GUUGUUGGUAGUUUUAAGAGUAAUACAGAGAGCAGAACUUCAUGCUACUGAGACAUUUUAUAAGACAAGGCUGAAACUUCUAGGCUAGCCUACUUCCUUAACUGUGUGUAUGGGGCGGGUACCUGUCCUGAGCGAACGGGACAGCAGACCGCAUGAGACCACACCACAGAAAAAAAGAAAGAAGAGGUUUCAAACUUUUAUCAAGUCAGGGUCAUGAUAAACACGGCUGAGUAUGGCAACACGUCGUGGGAGCUGUCAGUCCAGGUAGACCAGAGAGAUGGAGACGAGGGCAUGAGGUUUAAACUCCGAGUCAAGGGAGACCUGCACAUUAGAGGACUCAUGCUCAAACUGGUGGAGAAGAUCAAGGCCCCUCAGGACUGGUCAGACCAUGCUCUGUGGUGGGACCAGAGGAGCUGUUGGCUGCUGAAGACUCACUGGACCCUGGACAAGUACGGUGUCCAGGCAGACGCUGACCUGCGCUACACUCCCCAGCACAAACCCCUGUGCCUGCAGCUGCCCAACAUGAAGACGGUCAAACUCACCGUCAGCUACUCUGCCGUCGUCUUCAAGACCGUCGUAAAGAUCUGCAGAGCACUCAACAUCAGGAGGCCAGAGGAGCUGUCCCUGCUGAAGCCUCCAGAUAACCCGCCCAAGAAGAAGAAGAUGAAGAAAGACAAGAACCCAGCGCUGGAAGACAUCUUAGAUAUGGACAUCUUCAAUGGAGGCUCUGGGAGAACGGGCAGUCCCUUGUACAGUAAGACCAUGGUGCCCACCUAUGACCCAGAGAAUGGGACUCCAGCCUCGGCCACCAGCUUAUGGUUUGGGGACAACCCCCUGACCUCCAGCCAGCCCAACCUGCCCCCUGUAGAGCUGGCCAAGAUGUACCAGCAGUUGUCCAUGGUGGACAAAGCCAUCAUCAACGCAGGACCUGCCUUUUACACAGCUAAAGACUGGUAUCACAUAUGUAAGAUGGCGAUUUCCACGGAACCUCUGGACUUCUCCAAUGAACCGGAGAUAGAUGAAGUAGAGGCUGCCUUAUCCAAUCUAGAGGUCACACUUGGAGGAAAAACAGACAGAAUAUUGGAAGACAUCACAGACGUUCCAAAGCUGGCAGACUCCCUUAAGCUGUUCAGGCCUAAAAGGCUGGCAUUGCGUUCAUAUAAGGAGUACUGGUUUGUGUUUAAAGACACCACCAUCUCCUACUACAAGAACAAAGAGACAGCCAGCGGAGAGCCAAUAGAACAGCUGCAUCUCCGAGGAUGUGAGGUGGUCCCUGACGUCAAUGUGACGGACAAGAAGUUUGGCAUCAAGCUGCUGCUCCCAGUGGCUGAUGGGAUGAGCGAGGUCUACAUCCGCUGUGACAACGAGAUGCAGUAUGCCAAGUGGAAGGCAGCGUGUACUCUGGCCUCCAAGGGCAAGACCAUGGCUUACAGCUCCUACAGGUCGGAGGUGAAGAACAUCCAGUCGUUCCUGCAGAUGAAGAGUCUGGCGCCCCCCCCUGGUCAGUCUGCUCCAGACCUGGAUGCCAUGGAGAUGAAUGCUGAGUGCUUUGUCUCUCCUAGAUACACCAAGAGGUACAAGACCAAACAGCUGACAACAAGGAUCCUGGAGGCCCACCAGAACAUUGCCAGUCUCUCUCUCAAUGAAGCUAAAAUGCGCUUCAUCCAUGCCUGGCAGUCCCUGGCUGAGUUUGGUAUCAAAUACUACAUUGUCAGGUUCCGAGGCAGUAAGAAGGAUGAGCUGAUGGGUAUCUCCUAUAACCGUCUGAUCCGUAUUGACAUGUCCACUGGCCUGCCCGUCACCACCUGGAGAUUCGCCAACAUGAAACAGUGGAAUGUCAACUGGGAGAUCAGACAGGUGGCCAUAGAGUUUGACCAGAAUGUGUCGAUAGCCUUCUCCUGUGUGAGCUGUGACUGUAAGGUGGUCCAUGAGUACAUAGGAGGAUACAUCUUCCUCUCAACACGCUCCAAAGACCAGAACGAGACACUGGAUGAGGAACUCUUCCACAAACUCACUGGAGGGCAGGAAUGAACCCUGGACAUCAGCUUUCACUUAGUGCGGCUGGCAAGAAAUCAUUUAAAUGCAUUGUUGAUAUGGUUUUGCAGACUACAUCAAUUAUUUGUUCAUAUUGUAAAUUGCAGAGAAAAGUAGAAUGUCGUUGUCACUAUAUUUCGUCCCGAGACCAUCUCUACAGGAUGGGUAGACCAUCUCUACAAGGCCACUUUGUCUGACGGUCUGGCCUACUGCUUUGAUUGCAUGGUCCAUCUGCAGAGACAGCAAUUAAUUCAGCACAUGAGCUAUACAUCUUGUCACUUGUUUGAUUUGGUGUAGCCCAGUCUUUGAAUUCAAUGUUGUUGGCUACUUUCACAAUCAAUAUACGUUCAUUGCCUUGUUUUAUACAUAUUACUUGUUUGAUGUUUUCGAAUGUAACUUUUUUGCAAUUUUAUUACAAGUCCAAAAUACACUGCUCAAAAAAAUAAAGGGAACACUAAAAUAACACAUCCUAGAUCUGAAUGAAUGAAAUAUUCUUAUGAAAUCAUUUUUCUUUACAUAGUUGAAUGUGCUGACAACAAAAUCAAACAAAAAUUAUCAAUGGAAAUCAAAUCUAUCAACCCAUGGAGGUCUGGAUUUGGAGUCACACUCAAAAUCAAAGUGGAAAACCACACUACAGGCUGAUCCAACUUUGAUGUAAUGUCCUUAAAACAAGUCAAAAUGAGGCUCAGUAGUGUGUAUGGCCUCCACGUGCCUGUAUGACCUCCCUACAUCGCCUGGGCAUGCUCCUGAUGAUGUGGCGGAUGGUCUCCUGAGGGAUCUCCUCCCAGACCUGGACUAAAGCAUCCGCUAAUUCCUGGACAGUCUGUGGUGCAACGUGGCGUUGGUGGAUGGAGCGAGACAUGAUGUCCCAGAUGUGCUCAAUUGGAUUCAGGUCUGGGGAACGGGCGGGCCAGUCCAUAGCAUCAAUGCCUUCCUCUUGCAGGAACUGCUGACACACUCCAGCCACAUGAGGUCUAGCAUUGUCUUGCAGUAGGAGGAACCCAGGGCCAACCAUACCAGCAUAUGGUCUCACAAGGUGUUACGGAUACAAGUAUCCUGUGUGUGUGUUUCUUGUCUCUCCUUCUCCCCUCACAGGUGAAAAUCAUCACUCCCCAAUCAGUCACCAAUCAUCAAUCAGAAGACACACCUCCUCCUGUUUCCUACCCAAUCACCGUUCCUUUCCCUUUUGUUUAAAAACCCUGUCAGUUGUUUACUGUAGAGCUCAAUCUCUCUGUAAAUGCCAUGUCUGUAGAUCUCUCUGUUUCACUCUCUUUAUGUAUUGAGCUAUCUUUUGUUUGAGCACCUCCAUAGCACUUUGGCAUCACCUGUGAGUAUUGUUUUUGGUUAGGGUGCUUGUUUGUUUGCUGGUGGGAAAAUGGGGAACCAAGACAAGUCGCCCAUGGGCAUACACUACCCGUAGGUAAACUUUGUUAAAUACACUAGUUAGAACUGGGGGGACCACCCACUGUAUUUUUGGUUAGUUAGUUAGCUGUUGUUAAAGUAGGCUAGUCUAGCUUAGGGGUGUUUUUGAAUACUUAUUGUUUCUUUCCUUGGGUCCAGCUCAGCCCCUUUUCCUGCUCCCCCCAUUACUGUGCAUUUCCCAAUAAACCCUGAGUUUGACGGUA
Molecule: messenger RNA, 3659 nt
Organism: Oncorhynchus masou masou (cherry salmon)
Lineage: Eukaryota; Metazoa; Chordata; Actinopteri; Salmoniformes; Salmonidae
Product: fermitin family homolog 1-like
Exons: 14
Coding region: 214-2031 (605 amino acids)
Biological process (GO): integrin-mediated signaling pathway; cell-matrix adhesion
Cellular component (GO): focal adhesion
Molecular function (GO): integrin binding
Source: RefSeq, a predicted model, not a curated record